Messenger RNA from Magallana angulata, 3523 nucleotides. Its product is annotated as heat shock 70 kDa protein 12B-like. The coding region runs from base 845 to 2617 and encodes 590 amino acids. Gene Ontology annotation, molecular function: ATP binding; ATP-dependent protein folding chaperone. The record is from RefSeq and is a predicted model, not a curated record. The transcript is spliced from 5 exons. Lineage: Eukaryota; Metazoa; Mollusca; Bivalvia; Ostreida; Ostreidae.
AAAGUGACAUUGAAAAUGUAAAUUGACAUUUAUUACAAUUUGUCCCGUAUUCAUUGUAUUAUUGUAUUUGAUGUAGUUUAAGAUACUUUGCACUAUAACUGUGUUUGACGUUAUAAUCAGGUGAACGGUGUGGUCUAUGUGCCUUUUGUGUGUGAACCACCUUGCCGUCGUAGCCCAGUAUCGUCCUCACAAUAACCAAUACAAACUGUGUAUACAUUUUAUUAGUUUGGGAAAUCGUAAAUGGUUUCAGUUUCAGUUUCAAAACUCAAAGAACAUAUUUGAGUAAGGUACAAUGCUUUGACAUGGAGCUUCGAGUGCUCUCUGACAUGAUCUACCAUCGUGGAUUAUAUCUCUGAUACAAAAUACCUCAAUGUCUAGUAUUUCCGAUUGUCAGAAAAAGCAAAGUGUCUUCUGCAAAUGCAGGUUUAAUGAAUCACUACAAUUUCCCCUAAAUGCAUUUCCUGGUAUGUGAUAUUUAAAUUUCUUAUCUCAUAGGGGUGUAAGUAAUAGGUAUUUUAAAUGCCCUUGAGUAUUGAAAUUGUCCUCUACUCCUUGACGUCUUCUGUUGUAUGACUGGGUACAUAAUAAAAGUGCUCUUAUUACACUGGAUUCAGAGUUAAACUCAUUUUAAGAAAAAAAUAUCGCGUUCCUGUCUGUUUCCUUCUUGCACAAUACUACUAUUCAAGUCGGAUAUUAAAUAGAAACAACACAGCAGUCACAAAGGAUAACAAUACGUCACAAUACUUAGUACUCAAUGCGGAUGUUAAAAUUUUAUAAAUUUACAUGCAUAUGAGGCAGAUUUGAUCAGAAAAGGACUUUUCUUUUUUAAGUAAUCCUAUGAAGAAUGGCAGAAGCAAAUUCUUCAAUGUCGUCUGAGACAAAAUCAAAAAUCAAUCCAGAUGAAUACCUCUUUGUCAUUGCUUUGGAUUUCGGAACCACAUAUUCUGGCUAUGCAUUUAGCUCAAGAAGUGAAUUUGAAGACAAUCCUCUGAAAAUUCAAAACAAUCAAGAAUGGAUUGCAAGUGGAACGUCCUUACUUUCGCUGAAAACACCCACUUCACUUCUGAUUAAGAAGGAUGGAGGCUUUGUUGCUUUCGGUUACGAGGCAGAGGACAAAUUCUAUACUGCGCUGGAAAACGAAAGCCAUAAAGAUCUAAUGCUUUUCAGAAGGUUUAAGAUGAGACUUUAUAAUAAAAUGGGUAUAAACGAAAGCCUGUUGAUAGAAGAUGUGACAGGAGAAGAAUUUCAAGGAAAGCACAUCUUCACGAUUUUCCUUAAAGCGUUAGCAGACCAUUUCAAGACGAGCAUUCAAAAGCAAAAGCUUACCAUAAAUUUGAGACAUGACCUCAAAUGGGUUUUAAGCGUUCCUGCUAUCUGGAGUGAAGCUGCCAAGAAAUUCAUGCGCCACUGUGCAAUAGAUGCUGGGAUACCAGACGAAAUGCUGAUGAUAGCCCUCGAACCUGAAGCUGCCUCCAUUUACGCAAAAUACUUGCCAAUCGAAAGGUACCCAAAUGGGUUUGGAAUGACCAAAGACGGAACCAGAUAUAUGGUGGUUGACAUAGGAGGCGGCACAGCUGAUAUAACCGUUCAUGAAAAGGUAAAAGGGGGUAAGCUACGAGAGCUUCAUCAAGCUACGGGUGGGGCUUGUGGCGGGACAGCUGUUGAUGCUGCCUUUGAGAGCCGCCUUAAUGACAUUCUAGGAGAGAAUGUCAUGAAAAGGCUCCAAGAAAAAAAAACAGAAACAUAUCUAGACAUAUUUCGUGAAUUUGAAAUAGCAAAACGAGCUCUUGAUCCAAAUAAAACAGGCACUAUUCGAAUGACGAUUUCCUUUGUAAGUCUGAAUGAGCUAUGCCAAGAAAUUGAAAAGAAGACAUUGACAGAAAUGUUUGAAAAUGUAGAAGGAAUGUACAUAAAAGGAGAUAAACUGCAUAUUGAUGUGGAGACCAUGAAACAAUUUUUUAAACCAUCAAUUACAGAACUAAUCAACCACAUGCAAUCUAUAAUGGAAAAUCCACAAGCAGAUGGAAUAUCUAUGAUAUUGCUUGUUGGAGGAUCGGCUGAUUCAAAACAUCUCAAAUCAGAAGUGGAAAAAGCAUUUGAUUCCGUUCAAUUGAUAGUCCCCCCAGAGGCGGGAUUGGCAGUACUUAGAGGGGCUGUAAUAUUUGGUCACUGUCCAACGGUCAUAAUGUCCAGAAUUUUGCGUUUCACCUACGGAACCGCUGUCGGCGAAGAAUUUGAUCCAGCCAUCCACAGGGAAGAUAAGAAGGUUACAAUAGACGACAAAGAUAAGUGCGUUGAUUGUUUCUUUACUAUAAUCAGUGCUGGCACUGAAAUAGAAAUAGGACAUAAGGAAAUGAAGAAUUUUUCGACCACUUCUUAUUACCAAGAACUUGCGACGGUCAAAAUAUUUUGUUCCCCACAUAAUGAAGUUCAGUAUACAGAUGAUGAAGGAUGCUUUAAGCUUGGUGAACUGAGUGUUUCUUUGGAUGGAGACAUUAUGACUCAUGACUUUGACGUUAUAUUCGUCUUUGGAGAUACAGAACUACAAGUGAUGGCGACAGAGCAUGGCUCAAGCACUCUUAGUGCCUGCACGCUUAAAAUGAACGAAGAGUCAUGAGUAUAUUAGACAUAAGUUAGAGUAAGAACAAGAUGUCCUAAUGCUUAAUAAUAGAGUGAACUAUAUACAUGUAUAUAUUAUUUAUUGGAACUAUGUAAAUGAAAUGACAAUUUUAAAUUAUAGGAAAGGUUUGAAAUUAUUUCUAACAAUUAUAUGUAAUGUCUUUUUUAUGGGACUUGGACACGAUAAGAGAUCAAAAAUUUUAUUUUUAUUUUUUAUGUAUAAAAUGGUUUACUUGUGUAUUUUAAAUGAUUGAUCAAAAUAUUGAAUGUUAAAGUCAAGUUACAAGCGAGAUACAGACGUAAGAACUGGUUGAUAUGUAAACAAAGCUCGAGUCCUAUAGUUGUUUACAAAAAAAUAAUGUAGAGAAUUACCAUUUCUUAGACUAAAUGACAUGUAAAAAACAAUUUAAACUAACUCAAUUAUUAUUAUUAGGUAUUACGUAAUACCUUAAUUAAAUUUAAAGUCAUCUGCUCGACAAAUGAAACUUACAAAUUACAUUUGUCUCUAUAUUUGUUUCUAGAAUUGUCUCGCUUAUCAAAGAAAUUCACCGCCUGGAGAAAAAAUGAAAAAUUGUGUUUGUUGAUAUACAUGUAUAAUAUUACAUAACUCGAGGUUUGUGAUUGCAGACAUUUAAUUGAAUAGAUUUAAUUAUAACAAAACGUUAUUUAUAUGAAUAAUUGAAUAUUGGUAUUUGCGAUAUUAAAAAUUUUUUUAAAAAAUAAUAUCGUCCGAAUUACAUUAUCUGCAAUCAAUUUUGUGCAAAUAAAAAAUCAUAGCAAAUCAAAUUGUUUCAUUAAUUUAACUACAGGUCAAAAAUUAAAAAAAAAAAAGCAAAACUAUUUAUUUUUCAUGAUAAAAGAAAAUAAAUGCAUCAAACACUGAAUAAAAAAUAAAACUCUUUCC